AUGAAUUAUGGCCAAACUGAACCUCUAACUACCCGACUUCACAAUCUUCUUAAAGACUACACUGACGGGUUCACAAUACCGAAAGAGAUCAUUCAAAAUGCGGAUGAUGCUGGAGCUACAACUGUUAAACUAUUGUAUGAUGAAAGGAUAGUAAAAGAAGCUCAAACAUGUCUCUUUAAUGAAGGCAUGAUUCCAUGUCAAGGACCAGCCUUCUGGGCAUAUAAUGAUGCCACGUUUACUGAAGAUGAUUUUAGAAACAUUACCAGACUAGCAGGAGCUACGAAGAAAGACGAUAGUAUGAAGAUAGGAAGAUUUGGUUUAGGGUUUAACUCCGUGUAUAAUUUGACUGAUGUUCCAAGCUUUCUUUCUGGUGAAACCUACGUUGUGUUCGACCCACACGAAUCUCAUCUUGGAAGAAGUGGAUUAAAGAUCAAUCUUAAUUUUCCUGGGAACCAGUUAAUGCGGCAUAAAAUGAAGGGUCAGUUUUAUCCAUUUGAAGGCGUUUUUGGAUGCAAUAUCGUGAACAAAGACCGAGUCCAUUUUAAAGGCACGCUGUUUCGCUUACCACUAAGAAAUUCAGACGAAGCUGCUAAAAGCGAAAUAAAGGAUAUAAGC
This is a messenger RNA of Patella vulgata (common limpet), 615 nucleotides long. Its product is annotated as sacsin-like. The annotation marks the transcript as partial. The record is from RefSeq and is a predicted model, not a curated record. The transcript has a single exon. Lineage: Eukaryota; Metazoa; Mollusca; Gastropoda; Patellidae. Gene Ontology annotation, molecular function: Hsp70 protein binding.